AUGAACGCCGUCGCCGAGGAUGCCGUGGCAUCUAGUACCAAUAUUCAUCAGAUUCAGGAGGGUGACCUCGUUAGGGUCGGGCCGAAUGGCGACCAUGGCAUGGUGGCCCAUCUCCCGGAGCUAUACUACACCGGCCAACCUCUUCUCCCAGCUGCCACGUUCAGGAUUUUCCGUGUCGACGGCACAAUGGAGACCGCAGAGGCACGCGACAUCACCAUCAUAGACAGGGGCUACUUCCGCAGUGGCCAAUUCGUCGUGUCGGCGUCAGAUAUUCAUGGUCGGGUCGGCGUCGUCACGGAAUCCAACACCACGCUCGACCUCGUGAAGGUCGUCAGCCACGGGGAGCCACCGGUCAUGGCGAUGAGCGGGGUGGCGCCGGGAUGCCUGCGGCGCGUCCGAGAGCUCUGCCUCGGCGACUUCGUCGUGUCCGGCCCAUGGCUCGUCCAGGAGUCCGCUCCUCCGGCCUACCAGGAUCCUGCCGAUUUGACCUUCUUCUGCUCCGCCUACGAUUGCUACUGGGGCGUUGGGGAUCGCUGCUUCCUUCUUCGAGACACACAAGAAGAAGCACCGAAAAAGGAGAACACGAUGCACCAACGGAAGCAGCCGACCCGGAAGCUCCUCCAGCUGGAUGGGCGUAGGCGGACGCGGCAGAGGCAGCCGGUGGAGGUCGAGCAACCCAUGAGCGUCGCCAGCACCCGCACCACCGUCGACGUGCUCUGGCAGGACGGCACGAGCCAGAGUGGGGUGCCGUCCACUGCUCUUCUCCCCUACCAGAUGACGAGCGAGCACGAGUUCUUCCCGGGCUUCUACGUUGUCGACGGCGUGGCGCCCGCAGCUGAUGCUGUAGCCGUCGUAGACGAUGCUACUGAACAGACGACUGAGAAGAAGCGCGUCGGCGUUGUCCGAUGCGUGAAUUCCGAGGACCAAACAGUAGGUGUGUCGUGGUUGACAGAGGCCACAGAGAUCGACACCCUGAGCGCCUACGACUUGGCAUUGCAACCAGGUCCCCAUGUUUUCUACGGACGUGUCGUCGUACGCCGGCCGCCAUCGGGAUGUCCUCCUGACGAUGCCGCUGCUACCGAUCUUUCAUGGGUCGGCCAUGUUGUUGACCUCGUUGACGGCCGUGUCCAAGUUAAGUGGGCCGACAACACUGUGUCAUUGGUGUUGCCCCAUGAGAUUAGUAUCGUCACUGAGCAGUACUUCUGGGAACUAGAGGCUGAAAUGGGCGGUGUCGGCGAUGACUGGGUGGAGGUUAACAGCGUCGACGAUGAGUGCGAAGACGAGGAUUCAGCAAAUAGUGCGUACAAUGAACUGCAAAACCCACCUGAACGUAUCAAUGUCCAGGGUGACAUUGAUUCAGCGACUGAGGAGGACGACGAUUCGGUGGAUGAAGAUGACAGUGCAGCAACAAAAGCAAGCCGGAAGGGUGCUAUCAUCGAGUAUAUGUCCCAACUGGGACACCAAGUGUUGGCUCAAACCAUGAGAUAUUUUGGCAACAGGUUGUUGUUGUCGUCACUGGGCUCGGAAUUAGCUGGAGCGACGGCCAACGAGGGAGCAAAUGUGGCUGUAACCGAUGGUCAUCACAGUACAAGCAAUCAUGAUGUGAUUCACGCCAUGGCGGCUGCACUAACCAGCAGCGACACAUGUACAAAUGAUGACGACUGUGCCGAGAGGGGCAAAAAUAUUGAACAAGCCACCGGUGAUGAAGAUCAGUUUCGCUUCCCAUAUUUUGAUGUUACACAUAGUCCUCUUGAUCACCAUUACAUCGACAAUGCGGGGCAGGGCACUAGUGGUGGAAAGAGGUGGGUGAAGGCGGUGCAAAAAGAAUGGAAAAUACUGGAGAACAACAACUUGCCAGACACCAUAUAUGUGCGCGUGUUCGAGGACCGCAUGGACCUGCUCAGGGCCGUGAUAGUUGGUGCGAGCGGGACACCCUACCACGACGGGCUCUUCUUCUUCGACCUGCACCUGCCGCCAUCCUAUCCUGAUAUGCCUCCGAUGGUGUACUACCACUCAUUCGGUCUUCGCCUCAACCCCAACCUCUACAACUCUGGCACAGUGUGCCUCAGCCUUCUCAACACCUUUGGUGGAGAGGCAUCUGAAGUCUGGUCACCAUCUACAUCAAGUCUCCUACAGGCCGUCGUCUCUAUACAGGGUCUUAUACUCAACGACCAACCAUACUACAAUGAGGUCGGUUAUCAGGCCCCAGUUGACAAGCCAGAGGGAUGCCGCAACGCACUGCCAUACAAUGAAAAUGCUUACUUGCUCACCCUUUGGACGAUGCUCCACUUGUUCUGCCGACCGCCAUGUGGAUUUGAGGGAUUCAUUAAGGAUCACUUCUGCCGCCGAGGGAGGUUCAUUCUUCGAGCAUGUGAGGCAUACCUCAGAGGGUGUGUAGUUGGCAUGCUCGAUGGUGAUGCAUGCGCCACCAAGGGAAGCAAGGACGAUAGAUCAUGCUCAGCCGGGUUAAGACUGGCGCUUUCCAACAUGCUGCCGAAGCUCGUGGCAGCACUAGCAGAGAUUGGCGCCGAGGGGUGUGAGUGUGACCAGUUCCACGAGCUGCAUGACCUUCUUAUCGGCGGCGAUCGAGUGCAACGUUGCUCACUAAAUUAUCAAGUGCACUAG
Triticum dicoccoides is the source of this 2625-nucleotide messenger RNA. Its product is annotated as probable ubiquitin-conjugating enzyme E2 23. Gene Ontology annotation, molecular function: ubiquitin conjugating enzyme activity. Lineage: Eukaryota; Viridiplantae; Streptophyta; Magnoliopsida; Poales; Poaceae. The transcript is spliced from 6 exons. The record is from RefSeq and is a predicted model, not a curated record. The coding region runs from base 1 to 2625 and encodes 874 amino acids.